Messenger RNA from Bursaphelenchus okinawaensis, 1835 nucleotides. Lineage: Eukaryota; Metazoa; Nematoda; Chromadorea; Rhabditida; Aphelenchoididae. The record is from the annotation of a GenBank genome assembly.
AUGGUCGAUGUUGGUCAUGUUACUAUGCACAAUGGUGUCAAGUUGCCUUUGCUGGGUUACGGAACGUGGUUGGUAUGUUUUAAAGGUUUAAACCUAAAAAGUUAUGGCACAAAAUGCAUCCUAAAAGACAUGGUGUUAGGUUUUACUGUGUUCAAUAGCUAAAAUUAAAGUUUUAAACUUGAAGUUAAAAUAAAUUUUUAACUUAAAAAUUUUAAAAACUUUAAAUUUUAAGGCCAGUGACCAUGAACAGCUAAAAACUGCCUUAAGACACGCGUUGGACGCUGGUUACCGUUAUAUUGAUACCGCUUUCGUCUAUGGCAACGAAGCUCCAAUUGGUGAUGUGAUCAAAGAGUAUAUUGAUGCUGGCAAACUGAAGAGGUCAGACUUGUUUAUCACUACUAAACUCCCAGCACAAGCUUUGAAUCCUGAAAACGCUGAAGUUGCAUUGAAGAGAUCCUUGGAAAGUCUGAAGACUGAUUACGUUGAUUUGUAUCUUAUUCACACUCCUACGGCUUUUAAGGUGGGUAAUUUUACUUUGCCCUACUUUACCCUACCCUAUCCUACCCUACCUUAACCUACUCUACCCUGCCGUAAUUUACCCUAUCCUACCUUAACCUACUUUACCUUAGUUUACUUUACCGUGUUUUACCUUACCAUACUAAAAAUGAUGUUUCAGCCUGAGAACAACUUAAAUGGCAUGCUAAAGGAUUCAGAAGGCAAAUUUGUAGUAGAAGAUGUUGACCUGAACCAAACUUGGAAAGUUCUCGAGAAGUACUAUAAGCAAGGCACUUUAAAAUCCAUUGGAAUCUCCAACUUCAACCACAAACAGAUUCAAGAACUGUACGAUAACGCCGAGAUUAAACCAAUGAAUCUCCAAAUCGAACUUCAUAUCCUACUACCCCAAAUCAAACUGGUCGAUUUCUGCAAAGAAAAGAACAUUACAGUAACUUCCUAUUCAACCUUGGGUAGUCCAGGUCGUGGAGCAGCUGGAAUUAGCAAGGUAUGGGUCGAGGGUGACUGUCUCAACCAUCCCUUGACUCAAGAAUUGUCCAAGAAGUACAACAAGACUCCAGGUCAGAUUCUGUUGAAGACCGUGGUGCAACGUGGCAUUUCUGUGAUUCCGAAGAGUGUGAAUGAGGAAAGAAUCAAGCAGAACAUUGACAUAUUCGACUUUGAAAUCUCGGAGGAAGAUCAGAAGAGACUACUUGGUUUGGGAGAGAAGACCAGACUUUUGGUGUUCGACUUGUAAGUUGAGGGUUGUUUUGUCAUUUUUGAAACAGUUUUUAACAACUUAGUUUAAAAAAUUUGAAGUUUUAAGUACGGUAAGAUAUGGUCGAAUAAAAAACGCUAAAGGUUAAGGCAGCAUAAGGUAGGAUAUUGAAACGUAAAGAAUAGUGUGCGCUAGGGCAAGAUAGAGUUUCAGAACAUGAAUCUCUUUAUUAUAAUAUUGUAAUAAUACCGGUUACCAGGGCCGGGCGGGGACUUUUGGUCUGGGGGCAGGGGUCCAAAAAAUCGGCACAGGUAAGUUACCUGUGCCGAUUUUUUGCAAAAUUUUUUUUCCGAAAAUCCACAGGGGGACCACGUUCAACUUUUUUCAAAAAAAAUUUUUUUAGGGGGUGGUACCCCCCCCCCUCGUCCCCCCCCCCUCCUCGCGUUCGGCCCUGCCGGUUACUAUUGUAAAUUCUUUUAACGCCAAUAAAUUUUUACAAUAACUAUGGCGAAAGCAAGAUAACGAUUGUAGGAAAGGGAGGAUUGUGCCACGCAGAAUCGAGCUUGGGCACGAUAUAAAGAUGAGAGUUUACAUUAUGAAUAACCUGAGCACAGCAUGUACUUAA